This is a messenger RNA of Penicillium waksmanii, 1110 nucleotides long. RefSeq names its product ATP-dependent (S)-NAD(P)H-hydrate dehydratase. The transcript is spliced from 7 exons. The record is from RefSeq and is a predicted model, not a curated record. The coding region runs from base 1 to 1110 and encodes 369 amino acids. Lineage: Eukaryota; Fungi; Ascomycota; Eurotiomycetes; Eurotiales; Aspergillaceae. Gene Ontology annotation, biological process: metabolite repair. Gene Ontology annotation, molecular function: ATP-dependent NAD(P)H-hydrate dehydratase activity.
AUGGAACCUGUUCAUCAUAUAUCUACUUCGUCGAAGAUUCUUUUCAGCAAGGUGCGCAAGAUCGUGCCGCCGAUGCUAGAGAAGUUCCACAAAGGGCAACUUGGGCGUGUGGCGGUCAUUGGAGGCUGUGUUGACUAUACCGGGGCUCCGUACUUCUCAGCUAUUGCCUCUGCAAAGCUAGCUGACUCGUAUUUAGGAUGUGAUAUGAGCCAUGUUCUGUGUGAACGCUCGGCGGCACCGGUUGUCAAGAGUUACUCUCCCAACCUUAUGGUGCAUCCGAUAUUGCCCAGCUCGGAUACAGUCAAGGACCCCAAGUCGAUUGAUGCUCCGGCUUUAGCAGGUCCUAUUAUCAGCAUGCUCUCUCGUCUGAAUGCUCUGGUCAUAGGACCGGGACUUGGUCGCGAUGGAGUCACGCUCCAAGUGGUUGCAGAAGUAAUCAAGGAGGCCCGAUCACGAUCGAUCCCAUUCGUGCUAGAUGCGGACGGGCUGAUCGUUGUGACGGAGGACCCCAAUAUCAUUAAGGGGUACAAGGACUGUAUUUUGACGCCCAACGUGGUCGAAUUCGGUCGCUUGGCAAAGGCCUUAGGGAUAAAGGUGGCCAGCCAGGCAGAUAUCUCAAAGAACGAGAAUAGCGAUAACUCCAACCAGGAGACAGAUGCCUGUGAGGAGCUCUCUAAAGCUUUGGGUGGAGUGACAAUCAUCCAAAAAGGACCCCACGAUGUCAUCUCCAACGGGGUCACAAGCAUUAUUUCCAAUCUUGAAGGAGCGGCGGACAGGGGGGACACCCUGACGGGAUCGUUGGGUACUAUGCUUGCCUGGCGAGCGGCUUACCACAAUAAGCUGUGGGACUCAGGAGAGAAGGACAAUGAAAAGGAGGCGCAGAGUAAAGAAGAUGUCCAGGCUGAGCUGGAAUCCGAGGACAAGCGUAUGUCCCCGACAACUACUUUACUUCUGGCUGCUUGGGCAGGAAGUAGUAUCACCCGCGAAUGUUCACGGAAAGCCUUCGAGCUCAAAGGGCGAAGCAUGCAAGCCAGUGACCUAACCGACGAGGUACAUGGCAGCUUCUUGAGGCUGAUUGGAGAACCCGAUGGCUCCAAGACGCAUCUCUAG